UCUAAUAUUGAUUUUUUUUUUUUAAGCAAGCAGAGUUCGUUACAAUCUGCUUUCGGGUGCGAACCGAACCCAAAUUCCAAUGGCUGCAAAAGACGAGCUCGCCGAGUCUCUCAAUGACCUCUUCACCAGCGUCUCCACCAUGGUCAAAUCGGAGCUCCAGGGAACAACCAACCACAUGGAGCUCUUAGAGAAGAUGAAUCUGAGAGUCGCCGAGGAAUACAAAGGCUUCGGCGACGUGGCCUCCGGGCUAAGCGUUUUCGUGGAGCAGCUCAGGUCCAAAACCGGCAGCUUCGACGAGUAUGUGAAGCAGAUUGAUGUCAUAGACCAGCAAGUCACCGAAUUCGAAGCUGUGGUUUCAGUGCUUGAUCGAUAUGUGGCCAUGUUAGAGUCCAAGGUCCAAUCCGUGUACCAAAAUCCAUCGUCUUCUUAGUUCGAAUUGUUCAAUGUUUUCAGUGUCUGUGAAAUUUGUUAUGUCUCUGUGUGUUUGAAUUUUACUAAGUACUGUGUGUUCAACUUCAAUCCAAUGUAGUGAAAUUAUAUGAUCAAAUUUGAACAAUGCAGCAGCUUCAUAGCUC
Rosa chinensis is the source of this 575-nucleotide messenger RNA. Its product is annotated as biogenesis of lysosome-related organelles complex 1 subunit 2. The transcript is spliced from 2 exons. The record is from RefSeq and is a predicted model, not a curated record. Lineage: Eukaryota; Viridiplantae; Streptophyta; Magnoliopsida; Rosales; Rosaceae. The coding region runs from base 80 to 430 and encodes 116 amino acids.